AUGUCGCUGCCUCGGGGUAUGCGGCUACUGGCCUUGCUAACUUUGGGCCUGUUUGUUUACCUCUUGGUCAUUCUGUUCAGAUCCCCAAGUAAAUUAGACACCCCGACGGGCUUUCCAAAAUAUCAGGGGGACUUCAGAGACCCUAAUUACGAACCGACCGGGGAGCCACCUGAACCACUCCGCCGAGUCGAUGGCGACAACUACGCUCCCAACAAUCCCAAGUCCGCUCGUAUAAAUGCCACCCUCCUCUCCCUCGUCCGCAAUGAAGAAGUCAACGACCUUCUCCAAUCCAUGCGUGACCUAGAGCGCACAUGGAACCACAAAUUCAAUUACCCCUGGUUGUUCAUAAACGACAAGCCAUUCUCAGAAGAGUUCAAGCGGAAAACGAGAGCAGCAACCAAAGCCGAAGUGCGCUACGAAAUCGUGCCCGAAGACCACUGGGCCGUCCCCUCCUGGAUUAAUGACGACCUCUACCACGAGUCCGUCGAGAUCCUCACCGAGCAAAACGUGCAAUACAUGGGCAAGACAUCAUACCACCAAAUGUGCCGCUGGAACAGCGGCAUGUUCUACCACCUGCCGGCGCUUCAAGACGUACGAUACUACUGGCGCGUUGAGCCCAACGUUCAUUUCUUCUGCGACGUCGACUACGACGUCUUCGCCUACAUGCAGGACCACAACAAAACCUACGGCUUCACAAUAAACCUCUACGACAGCCCCCAAAGCGUCGCCACCCUGUGGCCCGAGACAGAGAAAUUCAUCGCCGACCAUCCCGAAUACUUGCACAAAAAUAACGCCCUUGAUUGGGUCACCGACAGCGCCACACGCCCGGAGCACAACCUCAAGGCCGGCGGCUACUCCACGUGCCAUUUCUGGUCAAAUUUCGAGGUCGCAGAUAUGGAAUUCUGGCGCUCGCCCGCAUACGAGGAUUACUUUGCGCACCUGGAUCGUGCGGGUGGGUUCUUCUACGAGCGCUGGGGCGAUGCGCCGGUGCAUUCAAUUGCCCUGGGGCUGUUCGAGGACAAGGAGAAGAUCCACUGGUUCCGAGAUAUUGGGUACCAGCAUAUUCCCUUCUUCAACUGCCCUAAUUCGCCAAAGUGUAAGGGCUGUAAGACGGGCGUUCUCACAGACGGCGAGCCGUUCUUGUACAAAGAGGAUUGUCGGCCGAGUUGGUUUAAAUAUGCUGGGCAUGGCUAG
Molecule: messenger RNA, 1194 nt
Organism: Pseudovirgaria hyperparasitica
Lineage: Eukaryota; Fungi; Ascomycota; Dothideomycetes; Acrospermales; Acrospermaceae
Product: alpha-1,2 mannosyltransferase KTR1
Exons: 2
Coding region: 1-1194 (397 amino acids)
Biological process (GO): cell wall mannoprotein biosynthetic process; protein O-linked glycosylation; protein N-linked glycosylation
Cellular component (GO): membrane; Golgi apparatus
Molecular function (GO): alpha-1,2-mannosyltransferase activity
Source: RefSeq, a predicted model, not a curated record